Molecule: messenger RNA, 1450 nt
Organism: Odocoileus virginianus texanus
Lineage: Eukaryota; Metazoa; Chordata; Mammalia; Artiodactyla; Cervidae
Product: zinc finger protein 678-like
Source: RefSeq, a predicted model, not a curated record
AUGUGUAAUCCAACGAGUGAGGCCUUAAGCGAGAACUCCAUCUUCAGUUAUUACAACAGUAUUUAUGAUGGAGCCAGAGUCUACCCAUGCCUAGAACCUGGGAAUCACUUUGACCAAGACUCAGGUCUCAUGAAUCAUCAGAAAACUCAAUGUUCAGAGAACCACGAUGAAAGGGAUGAAUGUAGAAAUAUCUUUUAUCAAAGCCCAAAUCUUAUUACAGAUAGGAAUAUCCACAAUGAAGAAAACAAUUACAAAUUUAGUGAAUGUGGUCAAGUUUCCAACCAGUCAUCACAACUUACUCAAUAUCCGAGUAUUCAUGCUAAGGGGGAACACUGCAAGUGGAAUAAAUGUGGGAAAGUCUUUCCUCAAUUAUCAAAUCUAAACGGACACAGGAAAACCCAUACUGAAGGGAAACCUAACCAAUGCACAGAAUGUGGCAAAACCUUUAGCAAGCCCUCAAACCUUACUCGACAUCUCAGAACUCAUACUGCAGAGAAGACUUACAAAUGUAUAGAAUGUGGCAAAGCCUUUACUCAGAAUUCAAACCUUAAUCAACAUAGGCGAAUCCAUACUGGGGAAAAACCAUAUAAAUGUCAGAAUUGUGGGAAAGCCUUUAACCAAAGUACAGCACUUACUCAACAUCAGCGAAUCCAUACUGGGGAGAAGCCAUAUAAAUGUCAGAAUUGUGGGAAAGCUUUUAACCAAAGUACAGCACUUACUCGGCAUCAGCGAAUCCAUACUGGGGAGAAGCCAUAUAAAUGUCAGAAUUGUGGGAAAGCUUUUAACCAAAGUACGGCACUUACUCGACAUCAGCGAAUUCAUACAGGAGAGAAGCCUUAUAAAUGUACAGAAUGUGGCAAAGCCUUUAAUCACAACUCAACACUUACUCAACAUCAGCGAAUUCAUACAGGAGAGAAGCCUUAUAAAUGUACAGAAUGUGGCAAAGCCUUUAAUCAGAGUUCAAACCUUAAUAAACAUAGGCGAAUUCAUACUGGGGAGAAACCAUACAAAUGUAAAGAAUGAGGCAAAGCUUUUAACUGCCACUGAAAUCUUACUUGCCAUAAAAUAAUUCACACUGCCAAGUAGUCUUACAAAUAUAAAUAAUGUGACAGAGUCUUGAAGUGAACCGUCACCUCACUCAGCAUCAGAGAGCGUGUUCUGGAGAGAGACCCUACAAAUGUAAUAAGUGAUGAAAGAGGUUUGUCCUAGGUAUACACAUCAGAAAAUGCCAGAGGGUUCAUACUGGGAAGAAUGUUUAAUGCUGUGAGAAAUGGACAAAAUGAAUUUAAAAACUCAGGUCUAAGUAAAUAUCAGAGAAUUCAUCAAAGAUAGCAUUCAGUCAAUAACCCUUUUCUGGUAUUACUUUAAGCAGGAUAUUAUAGGAAAUAAUCCAUAGUUAAAACACUUAGAAAAAUUAUUUCUUACUGUGGAUCAUAGGAUCAAGGUGAGA